Molecule: messenger RNA, 474 nt
Organism: Lactuca saligna
Lineage: Eukaryota; Viridiplantae; Streptophyta; Magnoliopsida; Asterales; Asteraceae
Source: the annotation of a GenBank genome assembly
AUGAGGCGUGCACUCCCCCUCAGUUUUUCAGGCUUCUUUUUAGACAAAUGUGACUCCAUACGCCAACGUCCCACCGGGGAAAUUUUCAUCGGGGGACUUAUCACGAUCAUAGGUCGAGCCGUCGGCCUAGACUUCCCGGAUCCCGAGUACAUACCUGUCGACACCCCACCGAACUUCCUGCUAGAUUGUGACACUCUCAUCCGGAUGGAGAUGUUGCUCGAUCGGGGAACCCGCACGUACAGUUGGCGACCCCGACACUUGGCUUCCUCCAGAUCAGUUAACCAAGCAGGUGUAUUCCCAGAAUUCAGUGAUGAUGAGGGUGACGACGCAGAGGAACAAGAGGAAGAAGAUGACGAAGAGGACGACGAGAUGCCCGAAGCUGAGGACCAUUUUGACCAGCCCUCGAUGCAGCAGCCGAUGUUUCAGCAUGAUCAAUUCCAGGCCCCUCCACAACAUUUUGACCAGCCGCAUUAG